AUGCAAAAUAAUUACUUUGGUUCCCAGGGAUCUGGCUUUUUUCUAGAUCAGAAUUAUCCUCCACAAGAUAAUAAAGCAGGAGGAGAACCCAAUGAAUCAAUGAUGGGCCAAAGUUCUGAUAAUUUCCUUGCAUAUCAAGAUUUAUUUGUACAAGAGAUGGCCCGCCAAUAUCAAAUGCAACAAAUGCAAUACUACAGAGAUCAGACACAACCACCACAGACAGAGAAUCGCGAAAAACCUAAAAGAUCAAAUUCAAAUCUAAAUCGUCAAUCUGAACAUAAGCCAAAAGACCACCAUAAACAGCAUAAAUCUGGAGAUGAACAUUCAAAAAGUCAACCAGCUAAAGUGGUUGACCUUAAUAUUUGGCAUCUUUCGAAAAGUUUUUUCAGAACUAUACCUUCAAGUGAAAAAAUUGAUCGAGUAUUUCAAGGAAAACGCCAACCUGCCCCCAUUGAUUACAUGGAUAAAACGACAUGGAAAGAAAUUAUAGCUGAAAUUAUUAUUAAUUGUCAAUCUACAAAUCCGGAACUUGCCAAACAGAUGAAAAUACCUUCAUCUAUAAUAUCUGGUGUUUCAACAAAGGUUAAAGUCGAUGAAGAUACUCAAGAUAACUUAUUUCCUACAGAAACUAUGACGUCAGGGAGUCUAGUUUUUCACAGACUUGUUUCAAGCAUAAUACCGAUUAAAAAUCAACCAUCCCGUCAAGGAAAAAAAUCAACAUCGGAUACUAAAUAUUUUCCUACUCCAAAUGCACUUCUUCCGAGACUUGAAAAUCAUAAGUAUCUUGCAUUAGAUUUUGAAACACGUUUAAAAUGCGAACUCGAUAGUUUAGGUCUCGAUACUUAUUACGUUGAAGAACCAAAGAUAAGGAACUCUUUUCAGCAAGAAAUCGAUAAUUAUUACAAAGAACUUCGUUCUGUUAAAUCAGAGUUAGAUACUGAAAGAAGUGCAAUUAUCCAAUCUUUACCUUCAUUUAGAAGAGAACAGAAGGCUCAUCAAGCCAAAAUAGAGACAUAUAAAGCGAUGGUAGCUACACAAAACAAUGAUAACUAUAUCUCUCCUCGAAGAAAACGCAAAUUGUGA
This is a messenger RNA of Trichomonas vaginalis G3, 1083 nucleotides long. RefSeq lists its product as uncharacterized. Bases 1 to 1083 code for a protein of 360 amino acids. The record is from RefSeq and is a predicted model, not a curated record. Lineage: Eukaryota; Parabasalia; Trichomonadida; Trichomonadidae. The transcript has a single exon.